Protopolystoma xenopodis is the source of this 414-nucleotide messenger RNA. The record is from the annotation of a GenBank genome assembly. Lineage: Eukaryota; Metazoa; Platyhelminthes; Monogenea; Polystomatidea; Polystomatidae.
AUGCUUGUGUGCGACGUCUGCGAUAAGGGCUUCCACACCUACUGCUUAAGGCCUCCUGUGGCCAGCAUUCCUAAGAAUGGCUUCAAGUGCGACCGUUGCAGAGUCUGCUCCGACUGUGGGGCCAGUCGUGCUGCUCUUUUGAAUGCAGCUGCCAAUGCUACCGGGCUAGGUGUUGGCAUUGAAUCUAGUGGUUGCUCUGCAGCUCCACCUGGAGCUCUCUCAAUGCCAGCAUUUAAUCUGCACUCAGGGGCCCUUUCAGGAGCGAAUGGAGCAAGCAGCACAAAUUCAUCUGCAACUGCAAUGAUUGGAGCACCUGGAAGCUUGGGGAAUAGUAGUUCAGGAUCAUCGACAUCUACAUUGGCAGCUAAUCAGGCAAAUUUUGCGUUUUUCCUUUGUCUCAAUUUUGAUUAUUAG